UCUACCUACCUUAUCUUGUUCGUCCCGCAAAAAAACUUGUGAACUUUUCGUCGUCUAGAGAUCUUCAACUUAGCUUGCUUUUAAGAAGUUGCAGCCAAAAAAAAUUGAGUUCCCAAGAUGGCUCCCAUAUCAACUACAGAAGAAAUCAGUGCGCAUAAACGAAAAAGAGACAUCGACGAGAAGGACAAAAGAAAACGAGCAAGGCGAGAUCACUUAGCCUCCCAUAACAUUCCAAUCCACGAACAGGCCUCCCCGAAAGCCAAUGGCUUGUUAAAAAUAUCUGAAAAUCCUGAUAAAAUGACAUCUGCCACUAAAGAACCUACCUUUCAGGUUGUCAAGAAAGAAAAUCGACGACAACGGAGGAGCCAUGAAAAACAGACAACAUGGGGAGUAUCAAAGCCUAUGGGAGGAAUGAUGCUGAAUGUAGAUCCUAUAUUAGCUGAUGAUGAAAUGCACCUUAUAUUGGCCUUUAAUACAUCUAUUCAAGUCUAUUCGGCCACCGAAUCCCUCCUCAUACGCAAGAUCCCUCUACUAAAGUUGAAUGCUGAAGUCGCAGGAGAACAGAUCAUCUCGACACGUCUCUCGCCAACCUCACCCAAUAUUAUAUGGGUAGCCUCGUCCGCUGGCCGCCUCUGGGCAAUCGACUGGACAAAUGGGACCAGGAACGGGGCCAUUUGCAAACUAGAAUGUGGUCUUCUCUGUGGCAUGUCGGUCGAGCGCGUACAGUUUAAAAAGGGGUUUCAAGAUAUCGUGCUAACCUCUAUCGAGCAUAGAGGGAGAUGGCAGAUUGUCGCCUGUGAUGUGCGAGAUUCCAAGUUAAAGUCGUUCAAGUCUCUCUUGACCCAGUCCAAACCCGUUUUGAAUUUGUCAUUUGUCCGAAGCGGAUAUGCCAUAGCAGGAUCAGCCGACCGCAACAUCUUGCUCGGCAUCCUAAGAAACUCUACCAUCAAAGGUUUUCAGGAUUUAGAGUACGAAUUCUUCACCCUCGAUUGCAGUGACGAGAUCGUCUGUCUAGAUGUGCGAGCAACCAACCGCGUCCACCUCAACCUAAAGUCUCAAGCGGAAGCCGGCGACGAACCCGUGGUGGAAAUUGCCGUAGGAUGUGCCCGUGGAGCUAUCUACUUUUAUAACGAUCUCUUGCCUCGUCUUCGCAGCCUACAAAACGGCAAGGGGCACAAGAAUUCUCUUCAGCCACGAAAAUACCAUUGGCAUAGGAAAGCGGUUCAUGAUAUCAAAUGGUCACGAGAUGGCAAUUACCUUAUUUCUGGAGGCUCCGAGUCCACGUUGGUACUAUGGCAGCUGGACACGCAAAAGAUGGAUUUCCUGCCUCAUCUGUCUGCGACAAUAGAAAAUAUCGUAAUCUCAAAGAAUGGUUCUGCAUACGUUCUCCACCUAGAUGAUAAUUCGGUCAUCGUACUAUCAACUGCGGACAUGAAACCGACGACAUACAUAUCCGGACUCCAGACCCUCCUAUUUCCCCAAUCAUUCUCGAAAGAUGAUUUAGUGAGAAGGGUGGGCCAAUAUGUUCCAUCUCGAUUAUUAAAGACUCCCGCCACAGUCAGUCCAGCGGAUCCGUCGCGAAUACACUUUUGUGUUGGGAACGGGCAGCAAAUGGGUCACUCUGGAAGCGGCCCAUCAACCCCAAUGAUACAGACGCUGGACCUUACCACUUUGCAGAGUAUCUCAAAACAGGCCCUCACGAGAACGAAUCCAACAGAUAUCAACGUGACAACCAAAGGCUACGCCAUAACUGAGCCUCGUAUCACUGGCAUGGCAUACUCGGCAGACGGUAAGUGGCUUGCCACAAUAGAUGAAUGGCAACCUCCUACGCGUGAUGUCAAUUCUCUUGAAGGAUCCCCCGCCGAGAGGCGCGAGGUCUACCUCAAAUUUUGGGCGACUUCAUCGGAAGACCAGAGUCUCGAAUUAGUAUCUCGUAUCAAUGCCCCCCAUUUCACGGGUCGCAGUGAACCGGUAUAUGGGCUGGCUGCUGACCCACACUCACAUCGCUUUGCCACUGUCGGGCAGGAUGGAGUUGUCCGACUGUGGGAGCCGACUAUAAGACAACGAGAUGGUGUGCUGGUCAGGGGAAAACUCGGGCGCCAACUUCACAACUGGGCUUGCUCUAGAACUAUAUAUCUACAAGAGAACGAAGAACUGGUUGACCCCAAUGUUGUGGCUAGCAAAACAUAUCUACGAGGAUCCGGUGCAGUCUGCUUCUCCGAGGAUGGCUCCACGCUGGUUUGCGCGAUUGGAACUGUCCAUGGCUCGAUACUCCACGUUAUCGACACAGAAUCGGGCAAGAUUCGAAAUUCAUUAGACGGGUUAAUUCACGGUGAAGUUCGAGAUGUUAGAGUUUUAUCAUCCUGCUUAGUUGUGCUUUCAGACCGUCUUAUAGUAUACGAUCUAGUCUCUGAUGAGCUACUCUAUGGGGUUCAACUAAGGAUAAGUGAAGAUCACCAUGGUCCGGGGCCAUCUAUCUUGACACAUAUGGCGGUCGACCAUAGAACAUCAAGCUUUGCGGUAGCUGUUACACGUGGCAAGCUAGAUUCGCCCAACCUUGUCUCUGAGCUCGCAGUAUUCACUCCCGACCAAUCCGAGCCGGCAAUGGUGCGCAAGUUCCCUCACCCGGUAACGUCGGUAGUCGCUUCAGUUGGAUCGAGCGGUUAUCUGGUUUUAGAUUCUGCUGCCCAGUUGUGGUCUGUCACCGAAGGCAUGGACACCAACUCUCUUGCGUUCGCUCAACCUCUGGCUGAUCUCAAUCUUGAACACGCGGAUGUUGAGGAUCCUCGUGAGGCUCAACCUUUGGCAUUACUUGCUGGGCCGGAUGACGAACCAGGGAGUGGAGACGAAAUGGAUGUAGAUGUGCCAGAUGUUGCAAAUGAUGAUGAAGACAACGCCUACCCGGCUGUGGUUCCACCGCAGAAACUCGCGACGCUAUUCGAUUCUGCGCCAGCGUUUGCUAUGCCGCCGAUUGAGGAUAUGUUCUAUCAAGUUACGAAGCUAUUAUCGUCAAGCACUACCGUUUCGUCGUCAUAAACGCUGGUUUUGCGCUGCGAAGCUUAAGAUGUAAGAUGGGAGUGUAUACUGUUACCUACCAAUCUACCACGCAAAUAAUCAAGGCUUUUGCCAAGGAAGAGUUCUCCGACCAAGAAGGCUCGUUAAUUAGCCUUUAAAACUGAACCAAAUACCCCCACAUGAUAAUUUGAAGUGUUUUUUAAAACAGUUGGUAUCUUUGAUAACGAGGCUAGGUAGCAAUCGUGGCAUGGUGAUUGUAGUAUUUGUACUUUCGCAUCAAGUGCUUAAUAAGUUGGAUAUAUCGUUGAAUUGCUAAACAGCCCUUUUAAAUUCAAACCCCCUCCCCCCUAUAUAAUACCUUGGAUAGGGUAUAUAGGUUAGAAAGUCCUUUGUUCCAUGGAAUUGAGGCGUCUAGUAAAGUUUAAAGCCUACUCUAGGUAGUAUACAUAAUACAUAGUACCUUACACAGCGAACAUUGAAAUUGGAGUAACUCUUAUGUCUCUAUUGGACGGCCAAUGCCGAUGAGCGGAAUUACGCCAUAUCUACUAAGGUUAGUGGACCUCCAUCAUGAGAUUUCUACAUACCUAGGUA
Hypoxylon fragiforme is the source of this 3606-nucleotide messenger RNA. Its product is annotated as sporulation protein. Gene Ontology annotation, molecular function: RNA binding; protein binding. Lineage: Eukaryota; Fungi; Ascomycota; Sordariomycetes; Xylariales; Hypoxylaceae. Gene Ontology annotation, cellular component: nucleolus. Gene Ontology annotation, biological process: positive regulation of rRNA processing; positive regulation of transcription by RNA polymerase I. The record is from RefSeq and is a predicted model, not a curated record. The transcript is spliced from 4 exons. The coding region runs from base 118 to 3036 and encodes 972 amino acids.